Messenger RNA from Aspergillus puulaauensis, 678 nucleotides. Its product is annotated as mitochondrial 54S ribosomal protein bL19m. Gene Ontology annotation, cellular component: mitochondrial large ribosomal subunit; ribosome. The record is from RefSeq and is a predicted model, not a curated record. Bases 1 to 678 code for a protein of 225 amino acids. Gene Ontology annotation, biological process: translation. Gene Ontology annotation, molecular function: structural constituent of ribosome. The transcript is spliced from 3 exons. NCBI's taxonomy places the organism in Eukaryota, Fungi, Ascomycota, Eurotiomycetes, Eurotiales, Aspergillaceae.
AUGGCAAGCUUUGCACAAUUGACCCGGCAGCUGGGCUGCAUGAGGUCACUGGCUAAAUCCCAGCCAUUGAUUUCAUCUCAAGCCAGAACAAUAUCGACUACAUAUUCAGCCAAACCGGAGCCCACGCCUCUUCCUACGAGCCUCCCAAAGCAAUUCCUCUCUCAAAUACCCGAUCGAUUCAGACCCCACGAACCGAAGAAGCUCAAGAUCUAUCCCCCUCCGCGAUCGGCUCGUGCCGCGUGCAAGGAUCCUAUAGCAGCAGUGACAGAAUCUCAGCUAGGGCAACUUGAUCCCACAGGGGAACGCAAAGCGCUGUUUGACUACCGGCGAAACCCGCGAAGCGUGAAACCAGGCGAUAUUUUACGGGUUACCUUCAAAAACGGAGAUCCAUUUUCUGGAGUUUGCUUGAGCAUCAAACUCUGCGGAAUCGAUUCGUCCUUCUUGUUGCGCAACGAACUCACAAAGGUUGGCAUCGAAAUGUCAGUUAAGGUUUUCAGCCCGAAUGUGGAAAGUGUUGAGAUCGUGCAGAGGACAGAGAAGAGGAAGAGAAGAGCCCGCUUGUAUUACAUGAGACAACCCAAGCACGACAUGCGCAGUGUCGAGAACAUCGUCUCGAACUACCUCCGGCAGAAGUCCGCUGUGACAGGGCAAAGAUCCUCCCGCGGGAAGAAGAGGUGA